UUCCCUGUUGACUUGUGUUACAGAGGUGAGAAACGUGUUUGUGAUAUUAAACAGGGGAAAUCUCUUUACAAGGAGCACUUCAACAUUCAGCCACCGAUCCAGCCCAGUCUACAUGCUUCUGUAGUCCGAGUUAUUUCCAUAUUAAUGUCUAAACCUUGGGAUCAUGGGAGCUGAAGUAAGUUGUAGGAGAGGACAGCGCAAGCAGAGAAAGCCGUCUCUACGAUCUUGCCCAAAUAAUCUUCCUGAAAGCUGUUUGGACAUUAACAAGGCCACAGAAGAAGAGCUGAUGACCCUUCCUGGUGUUAAUCGUAACUUAGCCCAGAGCAUCACUGCACAUCGGCGGAAGAUCCGAGGGUUCCGUCGUGUUGAGGAUCUGGCACUGGUAACAGGGGUUGGAGCUGAGCGGAUGCUGGAGCUAAGACCUGAGAUUUGUGUGGUAAAGUCUGAAACAACCAUGACUGAAAUGAAUGGCUCAAGGACUAUAUAUGAUGAUGUGGCAAUGUCUCAGUCAAACACACGAGAGGAGGAGAAUAUAGAGCAGAAAAACAAACUUCAAAGCACAGUAGUGCUUCACAACUAAUGCAACUAUUAUUCCAGGGUCAAGAAAUCUGUAAGAUGACAUUCAAACCUACAAUGGAUUGGUGAUUUUAUAAAUGAGUUGGCUUGGAUUAGAGCAUCUAAAAAGACAAAAGCACUGUAAAAAAUGUAGAUUCUAGAAAAUCAGAAAUAUUAGUCCUUAGUCACAAGUGUUAUGCACAAAAAGGGAAAGACAAUGUGCUUUUACCUGUUUUAGCACUUAUAUCAGUAUAUUAGCCUUUAUUGGUAAUACCUGGUUACAAUAAAUCUGAGUAAUUACACUAUAAUCCCAAAAUCCUGUAAGGGACCCGAAGACUGGAUGUAGCCCUCCAAUACAUUUUUAUAGUUCCCAGACUUUACCUGGUUACCGAGUUCUUUGCAUUAUAUAAUUUUAUUAUAAAGUGGCCCUCAAACAUAUAGUAAAUAAUGGGCCCACUAUAUGGAAACCAUUGUACAGCACUCAUUCAGACUAUGGAAGGGCCAAUUCACCAGUGUAUACCAGCUCAGAAACAUAGCACAUAACCAAAAAUAUUUUUCUGGCGCAAAUGGUAGCAUACCUGCUUAAAGGGGAACUAUCACAAAAAUUACAAUUCAGUCUAAGCUUCAUCAUACUGAAACAAGAACAUUUCUAAAUAUAAUCAAUGAAAACUCUUAACGUGUUUUUGAAACAAUUACGUUU
This is a messenger RNA of Xenopus laevis (African clawed frog), 1255 nucleotides long. RefSeq names its product endonuclease/exonuclease/phosphatase family domain-containing protein 1-like. The transcript is spliced from 2 exons. The record is from RefSeq and is a predicted model, not a curated record. The coding region runs from base 164 to 580 and encodes 138 amino acids. Lineage: Eukaryota; Metazoa; Chordata; Amphibia; Anura; Pipidae.